GUGAUUUCCCACCCGUCUUCACCAAAAGAAAGUGAAAGCCACGGGCUGGGACAGAUAAAUAGGCAGUGGAGAGCACAGCAACAGAUCGCAGCAAGCUGUGCAGAGCUCACCUCUCCUGCCCGGAGCACCACCGUCUGCAGCCCCUCCUCUGCCUGACUCAGUGACACAAUGCAGCGGAUGCAUCUUCUUUGCCUUAGUCUCCUGGUGCAGAGAUGUAUCCUGAAUGAAGUAAUACAGGGAUUCACUGCUGGGGCUUUGCAGCAGCCCUCUUGAAUGCUCUGCUGGUAACCCGUCCCAGAGAGACUCUGCACUGCCCAAAGUCCGCAAAGGAUCCUACACAGAAAACUGUGCUGGGAACAGUGGCGGAGCAUUCCUGCCCCCCUGUGCCCUAGCCCAGCCUGUGCACACUUGAUCUGCGUGCUUCCUUUCACCCCCGUGCUUCCUUUUUCCUUUGCCUAAGCAGUCCCUAGCACAACAGGGGAACACCCCUGGCACUUGGAGCACUGGUCUGGGGACAGGGGAGGGCUCUAGGCAUGCAGGGUUGCCCCCACCAAGCGGUCGUCUUCCUGCCCCACUCCACGGCCCCACUGUCCACGGAGCCCAGGAGCGACCUCAAUAACACGUAUGCUGUUCCUCCUCCAGUGUACGCUGGCAACAACGUCCUCGACUGCUGCCUGCGGACCAGCGAGAAGCCCAUCCCCCGGCGGAUAGUGCAGGACUACCGGAUGCAGCUGGUGCAGGAUGGCUGCGACAUCCCUGCCACCGUGUUCAUCACCGCGAGGGGAAAGCGGCUCUGUGCCCCACCCCAAGCUCCGUGGGUGCUGCACCUCCGAGAGAAGCUGGACGCUAGAUCUGCUGGGAAGGUCCCAAAUCAAGGCAAUUAAGCUAUGCAGAAACAUGUGCCCAGCCCGAGCACCCAGAGCAGCGCUGACUCCCAGCUGUGACUCUGAAGCUUGUGAAGCCAUGAAACCUACCCUGCUUGUAUGCCCUGCUGUUGUGCACAGGACCAGCCCUCCUUGGGACUGGUGUCAGUGUGCAGUGCUGGGCACAGCACUUCUGUUCUUUCUUCUCCUUUCUGCCACUGUUGUGACUGAGAAAUGUGCAUCUGCCCAAGCCAUGGGCUGCUUGACAGGAGUCUCGGCCUCAAGGGUUCUCAGCAUCACCCCUGCCACUACUGAGGCUGAGGAAUUGAUUUGAUCUGCAGAUGAGUUUGUUGGGAUCUCAGCCUUCCUGUGGUCUCAUUUCCAUCACUGGUCUGUUCCCUUAGGUUUCCAACAUCAGCCUCAAGCCUGAGCCCUUCUGUAUCCCUGGGAAGGGCUGCUCAGUAAAGACUGUACAGGGAUGAAUGGGAGAGAUGGGGAUGUCCAUUGCCACCAUGCUGAUUCCAUGUUGUUCUCAGGGAACUGGUGGUACAGUUUCUCUCUUGAGCCCUCACUCCCUUGCAGCUUUCUCUCAGUUCACUUUCCUGACAGGUGGAGUGGAGUCAGGGCUGGCAUCUGGAACAGGCAAAGGUGCACUGGGGGAGAUGUCCCAUCCUGGCACUGCUGGGUGCUGUGGAACAACUGGUGUCUACUUGGCCAUGGCUUGGCCUGCAGGAUGCGAGUGGUGAUGGGUAUCACUCAGGGUUAUUGCCAUCCUUCUCGGUCCCUAAGCCUGCCACCAUCAUCAAAGAUUGCUCUUGGCAAUGAUGCAGGAGCAGUAUUCACAACGUGUUCAGGUAUUUGCUGCUAGUUCUCUUCAGUGCAAUAAUUACAGCAUUUAGCUGCUUCCUUCCUUCCUUUCUUCUUAAAAAAAAAAAAAAAAAGCUGUGAUUUUGUUAAAUAAAAAGA
Molecule: messenger RNA, 1829 nt
Organism: Centrocercus urophasianus (Greater sage-grouse)
Lineage: Eukaryota; Metazoa; Chordata; Aves; Galliformes; Phasianidae
Product: C-C motif chemokine 19-like
Exons: 4
Coding region: 534-884 (116 amino acids)
Biological process (GO): inflammatory response; positive regulation of ERK1 and ERK2 cascade; neutrophil chemotaxis
Cellular component (GO): extracellular region
Molecular function (GO): chemokine activity; CCR chemokine receptor binding
Source: RefSeq, a predicted model, not a curated record